This is a messenger RNA of Myiozetetes cayanensis, 1736 nucleotides long. RefSeq names its product peroxisomal biogenesis factor 11 beta (gene PEX11B). The coding region runs from base 86 to 823 and encodes 245 amino acids. The record is from RefSeq and is a predicted model, not a curated record. NCBI's taxonomy places the organism in Eukaryota, Metazoa, Chordata, Aves, Passeriformes, Tyrannidae. The transcript is spliced from 4 exons. Gene Ontology annotation, biological process: regulation of peroxisome size; peroxisome fission. Gene Ontology annotation, cellular component: peroxisomal membrane.
GCUCUGGGAACGGGAUCGGGACCGGGGCUUGGAUCGGGACCGGGAGUGGGAUCAGAAUUGGGACCGGGACCGGCCCGGCCCCGCCAUGGAGGCCUGGGUGCGCUUCAGCGCCCAGAGCCAGGCCCGGGAGCGCCUCCUCAGGGCUGCCCAGUACGCCUGUACCCUGGCCGGGGCCACGCUGAGCUCCAGGGCCGGCUCCGGGACCCUGAACCGCCUCCAGCAGCUGGAGGCUCAUCUGAGCCUGGGCCGCAAAUUGCUGCGCCUGGGGGGCUCGGCCGAGGCGCUGGGGGGGGCCCAGCGCUCGCUGCACCUCCCCGACCCCGUGCUGAGGUUCUGCCUCACCCUGUCCCACCUGAACCGCGCCCUCUUCCUCGCCUGUGACAACGUCCUGUGGGCCGGCAAGAGCGGCGUCCUGCCCGGCCUCGACGUGCACAAGUGGAGCCAGAGGGCCUUCAGGUAUUACCUGUUUGCCCUGGUGGUGAACCUGAGCCGGGACGCCUACGAGCUGCGGCUGCUGCUGGAGCGCGCCGAGGGGCCCGGCAGGCGCGGGAGGAGCCCGGAGAAGCUGCCCCGGCCCGAGGGCGCCGGGGGGAUCCAUCGGCUGCGGCUGCGGCUGCAGCUCCAGCUCCAGCUGCUGCUCCGGGUGCUCCGGGACAACCCCCUGCUGCUGGACCUGCUGAGGAACGCCUGCGACCUGGUGAUCCCGCUGGACAGGCUGGGGCUGUGGAGGAGCGGCCCGGGCGUCGUGGGGCUGUGCGGCCUGGCCUCGUCCGUGCUCUCCAUCCUCACCAUCCUCCACCCCUGGCUCAAGCUGAAGCCGUAGCCGUGCCGGGAGCUUCCCUGGGAUUAGCUGGGAAAUCCCUGGGCCCGCCGGCCCGGCCCGGCCCCGUCGUUCCCGGAGCCGCCAGGGAGGAGGGAACAUCCCGAAAUUCGCCCCUCCCUGUCGACUUUUCUGGUCGUUCCAAGGAGGAAUGUUUGGGGCUGGAACACCUGGAUCACCGGGGGCUCGGAGGGGGGGAAGUCCCCCGUGGGACUGGGAUGAUCCUCGGUGCCAGCCGGUUGAUCCGACCCCCACCGGGACAAUUUUCCUGCUUUUUAGGAAAUCCGAGGGGCAGGGAGAGGGCAACGGGAAGGACUUUGGAGGCAUGUGGGCGUCAGGCUUAGCAAAUCCAUGGAUUUGGGGUGAAGUCCAGGCAGGAAUUUGCCGUCCUGCACCUUCCCCUCCAUCCCAGGGAUAAGGAGGGACCGAGCUGGGGGCAGGGGGGUGACUCCCAGCAUUCCCACAUUCCCAACAGAGGGGCACUCGGCAUCCCUGGUGCUUCCCGGGGCUUCCUGGCCACUGGGGAGGAGCCAAAUCCUGUGGAUCCACCUCCUAUUUGGGAUACCGGGGGCGGGGCCGGGAUUCCCUGCUCGUCCCUGACGGAAUUCUCCCGUUUUCCCUGGAUUUUGUGAUUCCAGGUUGCGCUCCCGUGACCCUGACCCAGCUGUGAUGUCUGGUUGUUAAACCGCGCUAGGAGCUGGGAAUUCUUUAAUUCCAGAGGCGGGAUGUCCUUGGAUCCUACCCCGGGAGAGCAGGAACAUCCCUUGGAAGGGUUUUUGGGAGCUCCCAAACUCUGCCCUCUCCUGGGAAAAGCAGGGAUUGAAGGUCCCGGAGCCGCGUUUAUCCCGGGGGGAUUUGGGGUGGGCGGGAUGCCCAUCAGUGUAAUUAAUGAACUCAUUAAAUUAUUAAAGCCCUG